Molecule: messenger RNA, 366 nt
Organism: Monascus purpureus
Lineage: Eukaryota; Fungi; Ascomycota; Eurotiomycetes; Eurotiales; Aspergillaceae
Source: the annotation of a GenBank genome assembly
AUGGCUGCUGGAACUAGGACUGCUAGAUCUUCUGCUCUAACUCGUAUUGUCUCCACACUGUCUGCUGGUCUUUGGCUGCUUCUCUUGACCAGCGUGGCCGAUAUGGACAAUCAGACAUGGUAUCUUCUAGGAAUAGGGCUUCUCGGCAGCGUCCAAAAUCUAGUCGCCAGCGCGGUCUCGCAAUCACCAUCUGCGCUGGGAUUCCAUCUCGAGUUGGCUGAGACCAUACGUGGAAAUUCCGUGUCCGAGGUCCUGAAAACUACUGAAAUUAAAUAUCCUUCUGUCGGCGCAUCGCUCAUGCCUAUCUUCUUCCCGAACGUCUCCAGCUCUAUGCGGGUUGCGCCUCCAGAUGUCCCGUUUUGGUAA